AUGAUCGCACUCGGCCGACCAGCCCCAGAUUCCAGCACUCGUCCAUUCUUCAAUUGGUUGCACUGGGGGCUUGGACUGGGCGGAUGGGGAUGUGCGAGUUUAACGAUUCUGCUGUCUGUACCGCUCGGCAAGACUGGGCUCUACGCGACAUAUGGGCCAAUUCCUUUUUACAUAAUGUGUUCCUAUCUACUGUUCUUCGUUGCCAUCAACAUCGCACUCCAGAUAGUAACGACGAGCCAUGAGGCGCGCCAAGAAAAAAAGCCGAAAGUAGCCACCGUUUUGUCCUACCGUGAUACCGGCCUCAAAACCCACGAAAAGCACUUGUCCGUUAUUUCUGCUGUUGCUACACGUCGUGAUAUCCAUGAGCAAAAU
Mesorhabditis spiculigera is the source of this 372-nucleotide messenger RNA. The record is from the annotation of a GenBank genome assembly. NCBI's taxonomy places the organism in Eukaryota, Metazoa, Nematoda, Chromadorea, Rhabditida, Rhabditidae.